AUGGCAGUCCCAUUUUAUACGUUCAGCGUAUUAUCAGUUUUAUUGUAUUAUGUCCAAGCUUCGCCAAUAUGUCACAAUCCUGGAUUAGAGGUCAGCAAACUCGUAUGCUCUCCUGGUAAUUACAGCGAGUUUAUACUCACACGGGGUAUUGUAUCAGACAAUAAUAUAACAACGUCUAUAAUUCUAAGCAAUUGUAGGAUAAGUGACAUUGAUUUUGAAUCAUUCGAGCGACUCCCAGCGCUCAGGCAUCUCGAUCUAUCUAAAAAUAAGAUCACUAGAUUGCAACUAGGUGUAUUAGAUGGUUUCAGAGCACUGACGCAUUUAAAUCUAUCUAACAAUUAUUUAACAACAUUCCCACUAGGCUUGUUUGAUGAAAAACCCAAUUUAAUUAAUCUAGAUGCAAGUUUCAAUAGAAUAGACACCUUAGUAUUGGGAGUUUUUGAUCCUUUAAGGAAAUUGGAACAUCUGGACCUCUCAAGCAAUUCUUUGAUGGGAAACAAUGUUGAUCCAUAUCUCUUUGAUCGCAGCCGGAAAAUAAAAUAUUUAAGCUUUUCUAGAAACAAUAUGAAUAAUGCCCAAGAUAUUUUGCUGCAUGCAGUUAGUGAAUUACAAACACUUGAAUUGGAAGAAUGUGAACUUGAAGAUAUCCCAGACUUUUUCGUUGUAAGGAGUUUUAAAGCACUGAAAAAUCUUAAUUUGUGCAAUAAUGCUUUGAAGGAAGUAAAAAAUUCGCACUUUAGUAAUACAUCAACAUUGUGGACACUCGAUUUAAGUGAUAAUGUAAUAGAGAAUAUCGAAGAAAAUGCCUUUAAAUCAUUGACCAAAUUAAGAAUUAUCAAUUUACGAAAUAAUCUUCUAAAGGUAAUUCCGGAGACCUUAUUUCAAAAUAUACCAGCACUUGCGAAUAUUGAUAUGUCACACAAUUUAAUAGAAUAUGUUCCUGUUAAUGCAUUUAGAGGGACUAAGCUGAAAAAUUUGAACUUAUCAAAGAAUAAAAUCACAUAUCUACAAGACAAUUUCUGUUUGGAAUUAAGGAAUUCGGGUGCAAUAUUGACAAAGUUUUAUUUCAAUGAUAAUCCCUGGCAAUGUUCUUGCUUGAGAGAUAUUAUAAACGAAGUGAAAAAGUUUGAAAUUAUCUACAACAGUGCAAAAUAUGAUGGAAAGCAUCCAGUAUGUGUGGUAUCGGAUACAAAUAAUUGUCAUAGACACAUUGAAAAUAAUGAACAGUUCCUCGACUUAUAUGAUAGUAUAAUAAACAAUUAGCAUAUAUUAUUUUUUAUGGCACGCCUUGUUAUGUAGAAGUUGUUAUAUAUAUUGUAUUUUAAGUACAUUUUUUUAAUAUAAGCGUCAUCUAUGGGUAAGUGAUGGAACUUCUAUGUGAAUAUUUUGAACUUUGAUGAAAUAGAAUUCUGUGCGAAAACAGUGACAUCUAUUGUAUAGAUCUUUCAAAUUUUACUUCUAGUUCUUAAAACUACCGAUAGGUGUCGGUACCGAUUUUUAUUUGUAAGAUCUGUAUUGUUAAGUUUUUUUUUGUAUACAUCUUUUUAUAAUGUAUGGUUUAUACUCCAAACACACAUAAUAAAUAUUAAUACUGAAUACCUUGACUUUAUAUGUCAAUAAAUUGGUUCAAAAACAAA
Colias croceus (clouded yellow) is the source of this 1637-nucleotide messenger RNA. RefSeq names its product leucine-rich repeat-containing protein 15-like. Gene Ontology annotation, molecular function: protein binding. Lineage: Eukaryota; Metazoa; Arthropoda; Insecta; Lepidoptera; Pieridae. Bases 1 to 1263 code for a protein of 420 amino acids. The transcript has a single exon. The record is from RefSeq and is a predicted model, not a curated record.